AUGUGUCAUUUUAAAAGUCCCAUAGAAGUCCCAAGCGACAGCUGCUACGAACUGGUCAAGACCCGGUCUCGUAUGGACUCCCGGUACAUCAUCAGGGGAAAAGUGCUCAGGACAAGAGACCGGAGAGAGUGUGAGAUGGAGUGCGACCGGGAGUAUAACUGCAAGGGAUUCAAUUACAGAAACUACGGCAACAAUAAUUAUGGCAACGACAACAGUAACUAUGGCAACAGUAACUAUGGCAACAACUAUGGUUUCAGAGAUGAGUGCUUCCGGCUGGCCAAGAUCGAGACAUCGAUCGAGUACCCGAGAGACCGCCUCGACGUGAGAGACAUCCGGGAAUGCGAGGCGGAGUGCAAAAGGGCAAGAAGAUUUACCUGUAGAUCAUUUGCCUUCAGGAAAUCGUCAGAAAGAGAAGGGACCUCUGAUGACAGGUACAGCAGCGGCGGGAACUGGGCCAGAGAUAACUGUUAUCUCAGUGACCGCGAGUUCAGGGAACUUGGCAAUUACGAACUCUUGCAUGACAGAUCCUUUGAUUUCUACGAGCGACGUCUGUACGAUCGAGAGUGUGGCGUUGACGACCACGGUCACGGCAACAACCAGGGUUUCCAGGACGAAGGCGGUGACAUGACUGUGAACGGAAUACAGUGCUACAGAGGUCGGUGUCGUGAGGACCGCGAGGGAGGCUACUGGUUCUGUCAUACGGACUUCUCUGAGGCUUGGGACUACUGCUGUAGGCCGAGGGAGGUGUGCGGCUACUCCCAGGGCUAUGAUCAAAAGUGGUGCUAUGUGGGCUCCGAAGGGCGGGACCAGUGGCGCCCUUGCAAGGGUCAGGGCCGCGACCGAGACUACCUGAAGGAGGAAGACCCGCCCAUGUCAGCAGAAGCCACGACCUUUGACCCCUUCAUGAAUAUGACCUCUCUUGAAGUGCUUGACCUCGGUGACAUCUCAGGUUAAGAGGUCAUAGUUUUAUAAGGUUUUAAGUUUAGGUGUUGUAUUUUUUCCUGUUUCCGGUCAAUCGGGUUUUUGGAUCUUGUAGUGUUGUAUUUUGAUUAUGUUGUUUUGUUGUUCAUUCUUGUGUUGUACUUGUCUUUUUUUUUAUUUUAUAAACUUGACCGAUUUUUUUUUUAUAUA
This is a messenger RNA of Penaeus chinensis, 1131 nucleotides long. RefSeq lists its product as uncharacterized. The coding region runs from base 1 to 954 and encodes 317 amino acids. The record is from RefSeq and is a predicted model, not a curated record. The transcript has 8 exons. Lineage: Eukaryota; Metazoa; Arthropoda; Malacostraca; Decapoda; Penaeidae.